AUGACCAAUAGCUUUGUGUUGAUAUUGUGUUGCUUGGCAUUACUAUCCGCAAUCCGAGGGAAUGAGGCUGUUCAGUACACUGUUACGAACAACGCAGCAACAACGCCAGGUGGUGCUCGGUUCGCUAGAGAGAUCGGGGUCCAGUAUACCUUACAAGCCAUGAACACCUCCACAGCCUUCAUCUGGAGGACUUUCCAGCAGUACUCCGCUGCUGAUCGCAAAAAUCUUCCGAAAGUUAGCUUGUUCAUCGAUAACAUGGACGGAGUGGCAUAUGCCAUUAACGGCGAGAUCCAUGUCAGCGCCCGAUACGUUAAUGGGUAUGGGGGCAAUGUGAAAACUGAGUUCACUGGCGUUUUGUACCAUGAAAUGACGCAUAUUUGGCAGUGGAAUGGCAACGGGCAGGCGCCGGGUGGUCUGAUAGAAGGAAUAGCUGAUUUUGUGAGGCUGAAAGCUGGUUAUGCCGCGAGCCACUGGGUGAGGCCCGGGCAAGGUGACCGGUGGGAUCAAGGCUACGACGUGACUGCUAGGUUUCUCGACUACUGCAAUGGACUCAGGAGUGGAUUUGUGGCUCAACUCAACAAGAAGAUGAGAGGUGGUUACAGCAGCAAUUACUUUGUGGAGUUGUUUUAUCCACAACUUAGGGACGCUUUCUUUUGCGUUCUAAUUAAAUUAUUGUUAUUUUGAAAAUUUUCAAACGCUGAUAAUUGCGUAUCAAUUUUUGUAUCCUUAAAAGAUACAACAAGUUUUGUAGUGAUCCUAACAUCUCCUAUUGUUAUAACUUGUCCCGGUGGCACGUCGUCAUGUCCUCAUUUAUGAAUUUGAAUUAAACAAUUUCUUAAAAUUAA
Salvia hispanica is the source of this 845-nucleotide messenger RNA. RefSeq lists its product as uncharacterized. The record is from RefSeq and is a predicted model, not a curated record. NCBI's taxonomy places the organism in Eukaryota, Viridiplantae, Streptophyta, Magnoliopsida, Lamiales, Lamiaceae.